CAGUCCCUGCCAUGAAUGGACACAUCGUCCCGCCAGGCGAGCCCCCUCCCCCAGGCGGCUGGAAUGAGUUCUGCGAGCGGCAUGCCAUCACCACCGCCAAGGAGCUGGCCUGGAAGUACCUCCUCUUCAUCGACGAGAACCCCCAGCAUGAAGUCCUGGCGGCCGAGAACUUUUCCCUGCAGUUCGCCGAUCUCUUCCAGCAGUACUUCCGACAUGAGGUGAAGGAGACUUCCACCAUGAGCCAGUUCCGCGUCCUGCCCUUCAGCGGGGUGCGGGACUACCGGGAGACAGGCCGCGGGCACACCAACGGCUCCUUGGGGACGGACGUGACUAAGGCUGAAGUAGGGUUGGCCGACCCUGCUGACCGAGUGACCGAGGCCUGCCCUGCCAGCCUGCCUAAAUCUGAGGAGCCCACGGGGACUUCGUCAGCCAUGAGGAAACACUUUUCCCUUGACCGGCUGAGAAGGAGCUUGCGGAACUUUUUCCGUAGGAGGCCCUCGGAGCCCGUCCCUGUGGAAGGAGAGACGGCGGACUCCAUUUUGAAGCCGGGCCUGGCCUGGAAGAUCCUCCCCUGGGCCCUCUCGCGAGAUUCGGCGCUCGAAGUGCGGAAGGAGGGUAACUUAAAGUACUGGAUGGUGACGGAGGCUACCCUGGACUGUGGGAUGCACUGGCAAAGAUGUCGGCUGGUGCUGCGGAAAGCGGGCUCUUCGGGCAGUGAAGACGACGUCUUGGAACUGUUUGAUCCCCCCAAGUGCUCGAAGCCAAAGCUGCAGACCACCUGCUUGGCCAUCCAGGAAAUCCGCCGCUGCACUCGCCUGGAGAUGCCCGAUAACAUACACACCUUUGUGCUCAAGGUAAACACCUCCACAGACGUCAUAUUUGAGGCUGGAGAUGAGCAGCAGCUACAUUCCUGGAUGUCUGAAAUUAAAGAAUGCUUCCGUCGGGGAUCUUCAGGGUCAGAUCUUGAGCUAAACUCUGAGACUCCCUCGGAAGCGUUGACAGCAAGCCCCGCAAACAGCAGCAUCGACUCUCUUAACCAAGGUGCGAUGCAAUCUGGCCCAGCAGAACACCCCUGCCAGAAGACCGAUCAGUACCUAGCUUCCUAUCCCUGGUUCCACGGGCCCAUUUCUCGAGUCAAAGCUGCCCAACUGGUCCAGCUGCAAGGACUAGAAGGUCACGGGGUCUUCCUCAUCCGACAGAGCGAAACCCGCCGGGGAGAAUACGUCCUCACUUUCAACUUCCAAGGAAGAGCAAAGCACCUGCGGCUCUCUCUGACGGAGAGGGGCCAGUGCCGAGUCCAGCACCUGCAUUUCCCUUCCAUCAUGGACAUGUUGCUCCAUUUCCAACGGUAUCCCAUCCCUCUGGAAUGCGGCGCCCCCUGCGACGUGCGGCUGUCGAGCUACAUGGUGGUUGUCCCGCAUACGCAAGCUGGCUCCGGGAACCCCGUCCCACAUUCCUCCUCCGUCCACCUCUGCAGGCCUGAGUUCAGUCUUGUCCAGCUGACGCCGUCCACCUGUCCACAGCUUCAUGCGGCCGACAGCCUUGCCCACAGUUCCUCAGAGGAGCAGAUCUUCCACCAGGUGCCCCCUCCAGAAGAGCUGGCCAGAAGCUUAUGGCACAGAAGUAGCCUGUCGGGGCCCGCCGGCACACCCGCUCCCCACCGCCCAUGGGACAAUGAUUAUGAGUUGGACUCACAAGGCAGGGGCCAUUUGCGAGCGGUCAACAACCAGUACACGCCCCUUUGA
Messenger RNA from Euleptes europaea (tarantolino), 1745 nucleotides. RefSeq names its product SH2B adaptor protein 3 (gene SH2B3). The record is from RefSeq and is a predicted model, not a curated record. The coding region runs from base 12 to 1745 and encodes 577 amino acids. Gene Ontology annotation, molecular function: transmembrane receptor protein tyrosine kinase adaptor activity. The transcript is spliced from 9 exons. Gene Ontology annotation, biological process: intracellular signal transduction. Lineage: Eukaryota; Metazoa; Chordata; Lepidosauria; Squamata; Sphaerodactylidae. Gene Ontology annotation, cellular component: plasma membrane.